AGUGACACACACUGUUACACUGGAUUCUACUUCAACGGGAGUUUUCGCUUUGGCAGGUUUAUAUAUAUCAAAACAGAACAAAGAGAUAGACUCUACUGUGCUAUAAAAGAAGAGAGAGAAAAGAAUAUAGCGAGAGAGAAAUCUCGGCGACCGAAUUACAAAAGAACCAGGACGCUCUUGCUCAUGUUUUCCACAUGCAAUGGGAACAUAAACAGGGACCUUGUGGACGAUUUGCGAAGCUUUUUGUUUCAUGUGAGCCACAAAAGUUUGUUUGGGACCACGCUUUUUUUCUUCCUGCAGUACCGUUGAAUUUUAAUGUCCACAUUUCUAAGCCGCUGACAAACUUUUUGUAAACGGACUGCACAUGGUUUCAAAGGACUUAUGAGAAAGGCUGGGAUUUUACUCGGGAACCCUGUAAAUACGUGCGGAUUGUAAACGCCGUUUUCCAAGUGCUUCUCUCCUUUGUGGCGCCCUCGACACGCGCGCGUCUAUGGUGUUGGCCCCAAACUAAAGCCUCACUUUUAAAGUGUGAAUAAUUCAUGAGUUACAAUUUGUUUGCUCGAAAGGCGAAGUGACUGUAAAAGGGAGGGGGUUAUCAACAAACAUAGUCAUAAGGGUUGACGGAAUGGCCACCGCGGCUUCCAAUCCCUAUCUGCCCACUAAUAGCAUCUUAUCGUCCGGCUCUAUCGCUCACUCCGACCCCGGAGGAGUCAUGCAGCCGGGCAGCGCUGCGGUGACAUCGGGCUCCGGGGGAUACAGGGGAGACCCCUCCGUCAAGAUGGAGCAGAGUAACUUUAUGCAAGGUGCGAUGGCGGCGAGCAAUGGGGGGCACAUGCUGAGCCAUGCGCACCAAUGGGUGACAUCGCUCCCCCACGCCGCUGCCGCGGCAGCAGCCGCCGCUGUGGCUGCUGCAGAAGCCGGCUCCCCCUGGUCGUCGAGUCCCGUCGGGAUGACGGGCAGCCCGCAGCAGCAAGACGUAAAGAACCCCGGCAGGGACGAUCUGCACACGGGCACCGCUCUGCACCACAGGCCGCCCCACUUGGCGCCCCACCACACUCAUGCCGGCGCGUGGGGAAGCACGACGGCGGCGCACAUCAACUCCAUAUCCGGGGGACAGCAGCAGCAGCAGUCGCUAAUCUACUCGCAGCCCGGCAGCUUCACUGUGAACGGGAUGCUGAGUCCAGGCAGCCAGAGCCUGGUGCACCCGGGCUUAGUGAGAGGGGACACCCCUGAUCUGGACCACGGCAGUCACCACCACCACCACCAUCACCAGCAUCCGCAUCACCAGCAUCACAGCGGCGUCAGCAGCCACGACCCGCACUCGGACGACGACACGCCGACCUCCGACGACCUGGAGCAGUUCGCCAAGCAGUUCAAGCAGCGGAGGAUCAAACUGGGCUUCACGCAGGCGGACGUCGGCUUGGCUUUGGGCACCCUGUACGGGAACGUUUUCUCUCAGACCACCAUCUGCAGGUUCGAGGCUCUGCAGCUCAGCUUCAAGAACAUGUGCAAGCUGAAGCCUUUGUUGAACAAAUGGCUGGAGGAGGCCGACUCGUCCACCGGCAGUCCCACCAGCAUCGACAAAAUCGCGGCGCAGGGCAGGAAAAGGAAGAAACGCACUUCCAUCGAAGUGAGCGUCAAGGGGGCUUUGGAGAGCCACUUCCUAAAAUGCCCUAAACCUUCGGCCCAAGAGAUCAGCACGCUGGCGGACAACUUGCAGCUGGAGAAGGAGGUGGUCAGAGUGUGGUUUUGCAAUAGAAGACAGAAGGAGAAGCGGAUGACGCCCCCAGGAGUGGCACAGACGCCGGAGGAUGUGUACUCUCAGGUCGGCAAUGGGCAUUUUUUAGUAGAUUACUUAAAAGAUGCAAGUGAGGCGAGCGACCAGAGGGUGACAACUACAAGUUCAUUCCACCAGAAACAAAGGGGCAAACAUUUUUGUAUAUUGAGAAAUGGCCUCCAAAAACAACAAUAUGAAGAAGAGUGACAGCAACGACGCUUCCAUCUUAAUUUAUUUUUUUUCCCUAAGGUGGACUGUGUUGUUUCUCUGAGGAUUUGUGUUUCUUCUGUCUAAUUGUGUCUCACGGAAAGAACUGGGACAAGAUCUCAAAGAUCAACUGCUUUUCUCUUUCACAUGGGUUUUAUUUUUGUAUUAUUUAAUGGACUAAAACGCGACGAGUGGAUUCUUCUCCCUGCGUGGUUUCCUCCCCUCCCCCCCAAGACUUUUGAAAAAGACUUCUGCUGCACUUAUUUGUGGACAAAAAAAUCUGGAAUUCUGUUGCCAAGUGUGACUGAGUGGGUGCUGUGGAUACUCUAUUAAUGCUGCCCUUUCUAAGCAGUGUACUUUGGUAGGUUUUAAUAAACAAAAACUCUGUUAAGCCGGCAAUAUAGAUCACUAGAUCAGAUACUGAUCGGGAGUAUUUACUUUAUAUUUUUCAUCAGAAUGUUUUUUUUCCCUGGUUUGUUUGUUUUAAUAUUUUAUUCGGAAUGAAUUAUUCCAAAUGGUAAUUUAUUUUCCUCCUUCACGUCCAAGAAGUUGUGUAAGAUGCUUUCGACUAUUCUUCCUUGUUUUGCUGUUUUAAAUUCUGUUUUGCCCUUGAUUUUUUUGUAACAUUAUUUCACAAGGAGCACAAAUCAUCCUGAGCUGACCGUUGUUAGUUAAUAAGGGUAUAUUUUGAUGUGAUUAUUUGAUUGUAAUUUAAUUUAAGUAGUGGUUCGGUACGAGCUGAUUGAGACACAAAUAAAUUUGCUAGAAUGGAAUACGGUCAUGUCGUGUUUUGGUAUUAUGUUCGAUAUUUUUGGCGUGGUUCAUUUAAUAAACGUUCGGAAAUAGGCUAUAUAUCAUGAGAGACUGUGACGGACCGGAAAUGGGUUACUCAUUUUAUGCAGUAAUGUUCACGAGUGGUUGGAAUAGGUCAUUAUUAAUAC
This is a messenger RNA of Synchiropus splendidus (mandarinfish), 2925 nucleotides long. RefSeq names its product POU class 3 homeobox 3b (gene pou3f3b). The coding region runs from base 626 to 1984 and encodes 452 amino acids. NCBI's taxonomy places the organism in Eukaryota, Metazoa, Chordata, Actinopteri, Syngnathiformes, Callionymidae. The transcript has 3 exons. Gene Ontology annotation, cellular component: nucleus. The record is from RefSeq and is a predicted model, not a curated record. Gene Ontology annotation, biological process: brain development; regulation of transcription by RNA polymerase II. Gene Ontology annotation, molecular function: RNA polymerase II cis-regulatory region sequence-specific DNA binding; DNA-binding transcription factor activity, RNA polymerase II-specific.